This is a messenger RNA of Cucurbita pepo subsp. pepo (vegetable marrow), 1460 nucleotides long. Its product is annotated as porphobilinogen deaminase, chloroplastic. Gene Ontology annotation, biological process: heme biosynthetic process. Gene Ontology annotation, molecular function: hydroxymethylbilane synthase activity. NCBI's taxonomy places the organism in Eukaryota, Viridiplantae, Streptophyta, Magnoliopsida, Cucurbitales, Cucurbitaceae. Gene Ontology annotation, cellular component: cytoplasm. The record is from RefSeq and is a predicted model, not a curated record.
GAAUCCUAUCUGCCAACGCGAAUGCAGAGAUUUGGCCUGUUGGGUCAUCAAAAACAAUCCCUUCUAAGCUAACCCAUCUCCUUUUUUCUUUCUUCUUCUUCUUCUUCUUCUUCUUCUUCUUCUCAAAUGGUUGCUUUAUCUUCCCCUUCUGUAAGCCACUCUCCCAUGGCUCGCCCUUGUAAUCUUGCCUCCCUUUCUCUUCCUGGGUUCUCCUCACUUUCCCUUAAACCUCCGGCUUUCAUUAAUGCCCCCAAGAAACUUCAUGGGCUUGGCCUCAUAAGAGCCUCUGUUGCUGUGGAGCAGCAGGCAGGGAAGACCAAGGUUGCUCUCCUCAGAAUUGGCACCAGAGGAAGCCCAUUAGCACUAGCCCAGGCUCAUGAGACAAGAGACAAGCUCAUGGCUUCCCAUCCUGAGCUAGCUGAAGAUGGUGCCAUUCAGAUUGUUGUAAUCAAAACCACUGGUGACAAAAUACUCUCUCAGCCACUUGCAGACAUUGGUGGGAAAGGCUUAUUUACAAAAGAGAUUGAUGAUGCACUUAUCAAUGGUGACAUAGACAUUGCUGUUCACUCAAUGAAAGAUGUCCCAACUUACUUACCUGAAAAAACCAUCCUCCCGUGUAACCUUCCGAGGGAGGACGUCCGGGACGCAUUCAUUUCUCUACGUGCAGGUUCACUUGCCGAGCUUCCAGCUGGAAGCGUCGUCGGUACAGCUUCACUGAGAAGAAAGUCUCAGCUACUGAAUCGAUAUCCGUCCCUCGAAGUACUCGAGAAUUUUCGGGGUAAUGUCCAAACAAGGUUGAAAAAACUAAACGAAGGAGUAGUCCAAGCAACACUAUUAGCUCUAGCUGGACUUCGACGUUUAAAUAUGACAGAAAACGUUACUUCGAUCCUUUCAAUCGAUGAAAUGCUUCCAGCUGUUGCUCAGGGAGCUAUCGGUAUCGCCUGUCGAAGCGACGAUGACAAAAUGGCUGAGUACUUAGCCUCAUUAAACCAUGAGGAAACAAGACUGGCUGUUGUUUGUGAGAGAGCUUUCCUCGAGACUCUUGAUGGAUCAUGCCGAACCCCGAUUGCGGGAUAUGCGUCGAGGGAUGAAGAUGGCAAUUGUAUAUUCAAAGGGUUGGUAGCUUCCCCGGACGGAACCCGAGUUCUUGAAACUUCUCGACGAGGUUCGUAUGCCAUCGACGAUAUGAUAGCAAUGGGGAAGGAUGCUGGGAAGGAGCUACUUUCUCGAGCAGGUCCGGGUUUUUUUGAUAGCUAGUUAGUUUAAAAUUUAGGAUAAAGAUGAAGGCUUCAUAUCCAAAUCUUCAAGUGAGUAGGAGUUAUGUUCAUCCUUUGUUUUGUUAAUUGGUUGUGUAAAUUAGAAUAGAAAUCAUUUAGACUAUCUUGGGUUCCUCAAAUAAGUCUAUGCAAACUAGCCAUUUCUAAUCCUCAAGCUCUAUACAAACAUGUGUUACUCUUUAA